This is a messenger RNA of Fraxinus pennsylvanica, 1203 nucleotides long. The record is from the annotation of a GenBank genome assembly. Lineage: Eukaryota; Viridiplantae; Streptophyta; Magnoliopsida; Lamiales; Oleaceae.
AUGUCUACCUCCAAUUCAUCGACAUGGGUUAUCUCAAAACCCUCGAUCCAUGAAUCCGUCCAACUUUCGUUCCGAUCUCAGCUCAACCCAUUUCCUCUUCUAGACCCGACGCCAUUUUCGAGAGCCAAUGUUUAUCAACUUUCAACAUUGCCCUUGAUUGAAAAUGGCGUUCGGAAACUUCGAGAAAGAAUUGAGACAGUUAAAAACACGCAGAAAGUGACCGAAGCAAUGAAACUAGUUGCAGCAGCCAAGGUGCGGAGAGCCCAAGAAGCUGUCAUAAAUGGCAGGCCUUUCGCUGAAACCCUUGUCGAAGUUUUGUACAGCAUCAAUGAACAGUGCCAAUUGGAAGAUGUGGAAGUUCCUUUGACGGCCAUUAGGCCUGUAAAGAAAGUUGCUCUUGUGGCUAUAACGGGUGAUAGAGGUCUCUGUGGGGGUUUCAACAAUGCAGUAUUGAAAAAGGUUGAGAACCGGAUCGAGGAAUUGAAGAAUCUUGGAUUGGAUUACACUGUGAUUAGUGUUGGCAAAAAGGGUAAUGCGUAUUUCGGGAGAAGGCCUAGUGUGAAUGUGGAUAGGUUUAUUGGACGAGAGUAUUUUCCCAAUUCGAAAGAAGCUCAAGUAAUUGCCGAUGAUGUGUUUUCGCUGUUUGUGAGCGAGGAGAUAGAUAAAGUUGAGCUAAUUUAUACGAAAUUUGUGUCUUUGAUCAAGUCUGAUCCGGUUAUUCAUUCUUUGCUUCCCUUAUCUGCGAAAGGGGAGGCUUGUGAUGUGAAGGGAAUCAGCAUUGAUGCUAGUGAAGAUGAGUUCUUUAGGCUAACGACUAGGGAGGGGAAAUUGACGGUGGAGAGAGAUCACGCUAUCCGUUUGAGAAGGUCGAUUUUUUCCCCAAAUUAUCAGUUUGAGCAGCAUCCUGCACAAAUUCUUGAUGCAUUGAUGCCACUUUACUUGAACAGUCAGAUUUUGAGGGCACUGCAGGAGUCAUACGCGAGUGAGCUUGCAGCAAGAAUGAAUGCUAUGAGUAAUGCUACGGAUAAUGCAGUUGAAUUGAAGAAGAAUCUUUCAAUUGCUUAUAACCGCGAAAGGCAGGCGAAGAUCACUGGUGAGAUANCAACUUUCGUUCCGAUCUCAGCUCAACCCAUUUCCUCUUCUAGACCCGACGCCAUUUUCGAGAGCCAAUGUUUAUCAACUUUCAACAUUGCCCUUGAUUGA